Brachypodium distachyon (stiff brome) is the source of this 2758-nucleotide messenger RNA. Its product is annotated as tyrosine-protein kinase abl-1. Lineage: Eukaryota; Viridiplantae; Streptophyta; Magnoliopsida; Poales; Poaceae. The transcript is spliced from 4 exons. The record is from RefSeq and is a predicted model, not a curated record. Gene Ontology annotation, biological process: protein phosphorylation. Gene Ontology annotation, molecular function: ATP binding; protein kinase activity. Bases 641 to 2425 code for a protein of 594 amino acids.
AGGGAGGAUUCGUACCCAUCCUCUCUCCCUUUCAGUUUCACCCACAACGCACAGGACGGACGCACACGAAAGGAGAGAAGGGCAAAGGAAAAAAAGAGGGUUCGGAUUGGUGCCCGGGCCAGGGGACGCCUCCCCCCCCCCCCCCAUACCUCGCAGCAGCAGCAGCAGGAUUCGUUGAGCGAUUGAUUGCAACGUCCCGUGCCUCCGUCGCAACAUUCUCUACCCCCUCCGGCCAAAUUCCAUUCCCGUCCCUUCCAACGUCCACCCACGUCCUCUCUCGGGACCGCGUCGUCCCGAUUCUUCUUUCCCUCCCCCGUUCCGGCUGACCACGUCGCUGCUGCUGCUCCCCGGCCUCCACCCACGCCUACGUUCUUGCCUUGGCUGGCUCCUCCUCCGCUUCGGUUUGGAUUCGGCUGUUUCUUCCGAUCGGGUGUUUGCGGGUCUGCAAUCUGACCCGGACUACGCAGCGCAAUCCGACGGGCAGGAGAUUCGGCAUGCCAUAAGAAGAGGGCAAAUGUGGCGUCUGUUCAACGACCUGUGGGAUGUUCUAGGAUCCGGGUUUUUCUCAUCGAGGUUCCUGUAACCCACUUCCCCCUUAAUCCGCGGCAAGGAGGGGAUCUCGGUCGCAUUGAGGAGAUAGAUGGACGACGAGGAUUACUCGUGGGUGCGGCGGACGAGAUUCUCCCACUCCGUCGUCCGGUCGAACUCGGGCAGGGAGCAGUUCGGUGCCUUCGUCGAGCAGUUCAACCGCGGGGCGGCGCUCAAGCAGAAAGGGUCGGAUUCGGGGUUCAAGCUCCACGGCUUGAACUUUGAGCCCAAGACGAAAACUUCUUCGGCCACCAACUCGGCGAAUUCCUCUGUUCUAAGAUCAAGGUCGUCGAGCGCCCAGCCCAAGGAUUCGUCCUCGAACGGCAAACCGGCGCAGCACGACAAGGCCAGCGAUCCUGGCCUCCCCUCGCAGCAGGCACUGACCAAGCAAGAAGACAGCUCUGGGAACGGGACGAAAGGGAGCAAUCUGUUCGUCGACGUUUGCUGCCAACCCGAGGUCCAGGAAUCGAAGGCUGAAAUCCCUGUGCCUCUCGAGUUCUCCUUCCAUCCCGACGAGCAGAGCUUGAGGCUGCAAAGGGUGUGCUCCAGCCCUUCUCCUUUCCCAAGCGAGAAAAUGCCGGCCUUUGAUGCGCCGCCAGCGCGCAGCUCAUCGCUCAAGAUCAUCGGCGACGGCCGGCAACCGAUGCUGAGGGCGAGAUCCCCUAUCCCAAGUCGUCCCGUUCCUCAAGUGUUCAAGGAGGCCAAAUCAGAGAGCAAGAGAUUCUCCACUCCACCGCCGCGUCGGAAAUCUUUGUCUCCACCACGGGCGUCUCCCGUCGUUGAGCCGGCGAGGGCUCCGGGCAAGGUGAAACACAGGAAGGAGUGCAGGGACAAUGGACGGGCGGCAAAGGCUGCUGCACUGAAGGUGCUCGAGAAAUGGUCUGUGGAUCGCUCGCAGCUGCUCAUUGGGCAUAGGUUUGCGUCCGGAGCGCACAGCCGUUUGUUCCAUGGAAUCUACCAGGAGCAGCCUGUUGCUGUCAAGUUCAUCAGACUGCCUGAUGACGAAGAAGAGGCAGAGUUGUCAGCUCAGCUUGAGAAACAGUUCAGCACGGAGAUUACCAUGCUGUCCCAUCUCCAUCAUCGUAACGUCAUUAAGCUUGUUGGAGCAUGCAGCAGUCCGCCAGUCUUUUGCGUCCUCACUGAGUUCCUUUCCGGUGGUUCAUUAAGAGCGUUCUUACACAAGCAAGAGCACAAAUCUCUGCCUUUAGAGAAGAUCAUUUCAGUUGGCUUGGAUAUCGCACACGGCAUGGCAUACAUCCACUCGCAAGGAGUUGUCCAUCGUGACGUGAAACCGGAGAACAUCAUAUUCGACGGAGAAUGCUGCGCCAAAAUUGUUGAUUUUGGUAUAGCCUGUGAAGAAGCGUACUGCGACCCUCUGGCGAACGACCCUGGGACCUUCAGAUGGAUGGCUCCGGAGAUGAUGAAGCACAAACCCUACGGCCGAAAGGUUGACGUUUACAGCUUCGGUUUGAUCUUGUGGGAAAUGCUUACUGGCUCGGUGCCUUAUGAUGACCUUACUCCAUUCCAAGCAGCCUUUGCUGUUUUUGACAAGAAUGUGAGGCCAACCAUCCCUGUUAGCUGUCCAGCAGCAUUACGGCUUCUGAUCGAGCAGUGCUGGGCCUUGCAACCAGAUAAAAGGCCUGAAUUCUGGCAAAUAGUUCAGUUAUUGGAGAAGUUCAAGAUGUUUCUUGAUCGAGACGGGACACUCGACAACAUGCCAAGCUCAAAUUGCCAGGAGACUCACGAUCACAAGAAAUGGUUAGCCCACUGGGUCCACAAGCUCAAGCAUAGCCAUCAUCAUGACCUCUCUGGACCCCCACCACCAAAACUGCUGUGACUGUUCCUCCCCCUUUGAAACCUGUUCUAGGUAGUCUUCAGAAUGUAAUUAUCAAAAGUUCCUUUUGGUAUUUAACAAAGAAGUGUACAAUUUGUUUGUCUCCAUUGUUUCAUAGCACGGUAAGUACUACUUGUCUGGCUUCAACCUUGCAUCUUUUCAUCUUUUCUUUCGCCUUUUAUAUACUGUUUGGUGAGUGGUGCCAGAAUAUGCAUAGCAAUCUGCCAAUCUCCCUGACAAAUGUAUUUGUUCUUCUGUUUAUUGGUCUGUCGCCAACGACUCAUUCAUUAAGCCCUUGUAAAUACUGAGAGAAUUCAUGUGGCCUUUCUUUUAAAA